CAGACAAGUGAGAGAGAGACUAAAGCAGCAAGUUGUUGAGAUGAAAGAGAAAUUUCCAGGCUUCAGACCAGGACUCGCAAUUUUGCAGGUUGGAAAUCGGGAUGAUUCGAACCUCUAUAUUAAUAUGAAGCUGAAGGCUGCUGCUGAGAUUGGGAUCAGUGCAAAUCACAUAAAACUGCCGAACACAGCAACAGAAACUGAUGUCCUCAAGUGCAUUGCCUCUUUGAAUGGAGACCCUGCUGUUCAUGGCUUUAUAGUGCAGCUGCCGCUUGACUCUGAUAAACCCAUCAAUACAGAAAAAAUAACCAAUGCUGUUGCACCUGAGAAGGAUGUAGAUGGUUUAAGUAGCAUCAAUGCUGGGAAACUCUCUAGAGGGGACCUUGGAGACUGCUUUAUUCCCUGCACGCCAAAAGGAUGCAUGGAACUUAUCAGGCAGACAGGCAUCCAGGUUGCAGGGAAAAGAGCUGUAGUGGUUGGUCGUAGUAAGAUCGUUGGUGCUCCCAUGCAUGACCUGCUGCUCUGGAAUCACGCGACGGUAACCACUUGCCAUUCAAAGACCUCAACGCUGGCUGAGGAGGUUGGUAAAGCUGAUAUCCUGGUAGUUGCAGCUGGUAAAGCUGAAAUGGUAAAAGGUGAAUGGAUCAAACCUGGUGCAAUUGUAAUAGACUGUGGAAUUAACCAUGUGCCAGACAGCACAAAGCCCAGUGGAAAAAGAGUUGUAGGAGAUGUGGCGUACAGUACAGCAAAGGAAAGAGCUUCCUACAUCACCCCAGUUCCUGGUGGCGUUGGGCCUAUGACUGUGGCCAUGUUAAUGCAGAGCACCGUGGAGAGUGCACAGCGUUUUCUGGAGAAGUUCCAGGCUGGAAAAUGGAACAUCCAAUAUAACCAGCUUACCCUAAAGAUGCCUGUUCCAAGUGAUAUUGAAAUAUCGCAGUCUUGCAUACCCAAGCCCAUUGAUCAAGUUGCAAAAGAAGUUGGCCUGCUCCCUGAUGAGGUGGAGCUCUACGGCCAAACUAAAGCCAAGGUUCAUCUGUCAGCUCUGAAACGGCUGAAGAACCAGCCAGAUGGCAAAUACAUUGUUGUUACUGGGAUAACUCCUACUCCCCUGGGAGAGGGGAAAAGCACCACCACUGUCGGUCUUGUUCAAGCCUUAGGAGCACAUCUUCACGAGAAUGUCUUUGCCUGUGUUCGGCAGCCUUCUCAGGGGCCAACCUUUGGUAUAAAAGGUGGAGCUGCAGGUGGUGGCUAUUGUCAAGUUAUCCCCAUGGAAGAGUUUAACCUUCACCUCACUGGCGACAUCCAUGCUAUCACUGCAGCCAACAACCUGGUCGCUGCUGCUGUCGACGCACGUAUAUUCCAUGAGCUAACUCAGCCUGACCAGGCUCUCUACAACCGUUUGGUGCCUUCUGUCAACGGUGUUAGGAAGUUCUCAGACAUUCAGAUCCGAAGACUGCAGAAAUUGGGCAUUAACAAAACUGAUCCUACGGCUUUGACAAACGAAGAAGUAAGCUUAUUUGUGAGAUUGGACAUUGACCCAGGCACCAUAACAUGGCAAAGAGUGGUGGAUACAAAUGACAGGUUCCUUAGGAAAAUCACUAUUGGACAAUCUCCAACAGAAAAAGGCUUCUCACGAACGGCUCAGUUUGACAUCACAGUGAGCAGUGAAAUCAUGGCAAUUCUAGCACUCUCUGAUGGGUUGGAUGAUAUGAAAAAGCGACUGGGCAGAAUGGUAGUAGCUUCCAGCAAGAGAGGAGAACCAGUUACAGCAGAUGACCUU
Molecule: messenger RNA, 1777 nt
Organism: Pelecanus crispus (Dalmatian pelican)
Lineage: Eukaryota; Metazoa; Chordata; Aves; Pelecaniformes; Pelecanidae
Source: RefSeq, a predicted model, not a curated record